AUGAAGAUCACCAGCUUUCUCACCCUCGCCUUCGUGGCUGCCGUGACUGCGAUCGCUGCAGACAACACCAACGACGUCUCCUCCACCAUCGACACCCUCAUCUUCUGCCAAAACACCGACGACUGUCCCGGUGGCACCGUCUGCUACAAGCCAAUGGGCAUCUGCAUCAGUCCUCGCCACCCUCCUCGCGAUGCAGCAACCGCCUGCAGCACCGGCAACGACUGUCCUGGAAACGCCAUCUGCAACCGCAACACGGGCACCUGCGUCGACAAUCCUCGCUAUCCUCCUCGCGCCAACGCCCUCUCCUGCAGCACCGGCAACGACUGUCCUAGCAAUGCCCUCUGCGAUCGCAAGAGUGGCACUUGCAUCGACAACGCUCGUCACCCUCCUCGUGCCAGCGAAAUCUCCUGCAAAAACGACGAUGAUUGUCCUGGAUCUUCGCCCUGCGAUCGCGAGAUUGGCGUCUGCCAAGCCAGCGCUCGUCACGCUCGUGAUGCGUUGUUCCCUUGCACCAGCAACGACGAGUGUCCCGACAAGACGGUUUGCGACCCUCAGACUGCCAGCUGCAUUAUCGUCGGAUAG
Messenger RNA from Aspergillus wentii DTO 134E9, 582 nucleotides. RefSeq lists its product as uncharacterized. Bases 1 to 582 code for a protein of 193 amino acids. The transcript has a single exon. Lineage: Eukaryota; Fungi; Ascomycota; Eurotiomycetes; Eurotiales; Aspergillaceae. The record is from RefSeq and is a predicted model, not a curated record.